AAAGAAAGUAGAAACAAGACAAGAAUUUGACACACACACACACACACACAGUCAACUGAAACUCCACUCUGAAAUGGACAGCCCCAAACCACCAGCAUCACCACCUCCACCUGCAACGACCACGGCCCCCGGCAACCACCAUGCACUGGAUAACCUCAAAUCACUGCUAAUGAAGUGCGCCAUAGCCUCAACCCCAGCUAAAUCACUCACCCUUCCACAGAAAACUUUCAUCGAAAAGCGCAUUCAAGAUUUCUUUCCCACUAUUCACACCCCUGAUCACCCACCUUAUGCUUGGAUGAUUGAGAAUGCAAUUAAACAGAUGAAUGAAGAAGGCGGUUCCAAUGAGGAGGCAAUAUCCAAGUUUAUUUUAGAAGAAUACCAUGACUUGCCUUGGUCUCAUGCUGCUUUACUUAAGGACCAUCUGAAGCAGCUCUCUGAAAGUGGUAAUCUUGUUGAGGUUCAUGGUGGGUGUUAUUUGAUUGGUAAAGCAAGCAUCACACUGAAUCGCACUUCUAAACGUACUCCAACCCUUACGUAUAUGAAUAGCCCAAGCCCUAGCCUUAGCCUUAGCUACAGCCCCAGCCCCAGCCCCAGCCCCAGCCUCAGCUCCAGCUCCAGCUCCACAUAUGAAUCUAGUUCCUCAUCUAGCUCUAGUAGUUUUAGCCUUAAGGGGAAAGGAAGAAAGAGGAAGAAAAAGAAUCAUAAGAGGAAAUGGAGUCAAAGACGGAAACAAAGUGCUAGAGGAAUAAAGAUUCAUCAUAAGCAUAAAGAAGUCCGAAGGCGGGGUCGGGGUCGGGGUCGGGGCCGGGGUCGGGGUAGGGGUAGGGCUAGAGGUCGUGGUCGAGUUAGCAGUAGGGGUUGCCGUCGUGGUCGAGGUCGAGGUUGGGACUGCAGCUAUGAUCAGCCUUGCGAGGAGAACAUGAUGAUAGAAGUGCAUGUGACUCAAGCAGAAGAUGAAGUGUGCAUGGGAAGUAAGGAAGCAAUGGAAAUGCAAUAUAUAAUGGUAGAACAUGAAGUGACUGAUGAAGAUAUUCAAGGGAAUCAAGGUUCAAUUGAUGUUGCGGGCCAAGUAGACCAAAGUGCUACAGUGAUUGAGAUUGAGCCUGUGGAACAGGAAUAUAGAGUUAAUGAAGAAAUAAUUGAGACCCUGCAACAAGAAAAGGUAGAUAGUGGUGAUGAUAUCUUUAUACCUAGUACUAUUCCCUGGUCAUGUAGGGAAAAACUGAUUAAUGAGCAGGGGAGUGAGAAAGUUAGGACUCAUGAGAGGAGCAUUCACUCAAAGUAUACACCUCCGACUGGGAGCGGACAGGGAAGAUCUUGUAAGAGAGAUAUGCAGAUGAGAGAAAAUGGAAAGACCAUGGAACUGCAGGGGGCAACUCAGAGAGAAGCUCUGAUGGGGGAAGAGAAACGAAAGAACGAGGAACAAAGUCAACUACAAGAAGGCCAGUGUUAUCGCCGCAGCACUGAAGUCUGCCUCAUCAAUGAUGAGAAUAUGGUAAACAUGAUGGAAGAAGAAUUUGGCCAUGUCGGUCGAGUGGAACCACAUGAGAAAGACAUGCUGGACGAGCUAAUUGAAGAAGUGUAUAUGGAAAUCAUGGAAGCAGCAGAAAUACAAGAUGUAACGGUAGAUGAUGAAUCAGCUAGGAGGAAUCUUCAAAGAGUUGAGCAUUUUCAAGUACAAGUAAACCACGAUUCAGUAAGUGUUGAAGGGCAAGCAGAACCAAGCAAUAUGGUGAUCGAUGUUGAGCCUCAGCAACAAGAUAACAUAGUCAGUCAAGAAAACAUUGGAACAGAGCAACAAAAUGUUGGUGGAGAUACUAGUCCUAGACCUCAUGCAACUUCUUGUUGUCAUAAGAAAACGCCAAUCAGUAUGCAGGGGCAGGAGCAGGGGAGCAAAAGAAUUACAGUGCAAAAGAGAAGUAUUCAGUCAAAGCAUACACCUCACACUGGGAGGAGACGGGGUAGACCUCGUAAGAGAGGUCUGCAGAUUGAAGAAACUGGGGAGCUCGUGGAACUACUAGAGGCAACUGCGACAGGAGCUCUGAUGGAGGAAAACAAACUGGACACUGGGGAGCAAAAUCAAUCCAAAGAAAAUAUAAACGAACAGAUUGAAAUACAAGAUCACGCUGAAGGAAUGCAACAUCAUAAAAUCAAUCAGCAAAUCCCAGCUGAUAAAGUGUAUGCAAUAAAUGACGUUGAACCUCAAGAACAAGAAUAUAAAUUCACUGAUGAUCUGAACGAACAGCAGAUACAAGAGAGUUCAUUUGGCAGACCACCUGGAGCUAAGGUGGUUUCGGAACAGAACCAUUUAGAAGGAGACCAAGGUAGUUGCAUUGAAGAGCAAAACCAUGCACAGAUACAGCUGCAUGAGAACAAAGAAGCAAUAGCGGGACUAAUUCUAUUGAACGAAGACAAAGAUGAGAGGGUCAAUCGGCUGAAUCACAAAGCAGGGAUACAGGAUGUUAUCAGUGAGAAGACUUCAAAACAUCAAGCUAGCAUAAGGAGUAAUGUUGACCCGCAAAAUGGAGAAUACCAUGUUGAUGACUACCUCAGGGAACAACAGCUUGGAGGGAAUGAGCAUAGUAGAAACCCUGUUCUAAAGGAGGCGAUCAGGAAACAAGUUCAGCAUCUGGUACUUAGUGAGCCGCAAAAACAAGAAUCUAAUUUGAUUCAGCGUCAAGAUCAACUCAAAGGGGGACAAGGGGAAGUAACUGGAGAAAAAAGCAUUUCUGGAGGAGACUGCCCCUUGAUUGAAGAAGAAACUCAUAUCAAGAAGUCAUUUGAAGUUCUUGAAGAAGAAAAUCUGCAGAUUGAACAACCAGAAGCAAUCAUUGAGCAGAAUCAACCUGAAGAACUACAUUGUAUUUUUUUUUACAGAGACCAAAAAGAGAAUGAUGAGUUCAAACAUUGUGAUCAACUGAGGAAGCUUGAGAAAGAGAACAAUGAAGAGAACUGUCACUCUGGGAAAACACAAGCUGACGAACAUCCUCAUAAACAGCAGAAUGAAGAUCAAAUUAAGCAAACACAAGACAUAACGAGUUCCUUUUCAGAACAGCCAGUGGCAAUAGCUGAACAUGAUCAACCAAUGGAAGAAUCUGAAAGGAUGGGGACAGAGACAUUAAAAGUGGAAGGUAAUGCUGAAAAUGGGCAAAAGGUGAUCCUUUGUUUUGAAGAGACCUCUGGAUCAAUGAUGCAAAACAAACAGAAGAAUAUCUUGGGAAACUUGGAGCAGCAAAAUAGAUGUGGAGACAGGAAAUAUGUUUCAGAGCAUCAAUCAGAUGCGAUAAGUGCAGAGAUGUCCACAGAAGAAAAAUCAGUUGAAGAUUCAUCAAUAGUAGUGUCCAUGCAAAAGCAUAAGCAAACAAUGGAGAAGCCACAGUGUCGACAAUUACGGCCCCGCCCCCCCAAAUUCCAGCCAGAUCAAACAGAAGGGAGAUUUGAUCUUUCAAGCGAAGAGAGGUCUUCAGAAAAUAAUCAGCGGCGUAAACUAAGGCCAAGGCCUUCCAAAACUGAAUCCAUCGGAAUUGCAAAUAGAGCUGGACCUGCUAGGCCUGUGCUUCAGAAGCGGCAGGAACUGAGUGCUCGUAGAAGCUUAAAGCCCUGACUGACUAGGAACUUGAGGAAUGCGUAAAAGUUUGGUGUCCAAGCAUGGUAUUCAUUAUAAUUAAAAGUUCAAUGUUGUGGCAUCCCCAUAAAUUUUCUGGUAACCAUAAAAUUAGAAUAUUGAACCAGUUUUCUAGGUGCAAAUGGCAACCAUUUAAGUUUUCUGGUAAGAGGCGUCAUGGCUACUUGUGGAGGUCAUAUGGGUACAGAUUUGCUUUUGUUCCAGGCAAUGCUUGUGGCUGCAUCGGCAACUUCAUUUCUUAUUCAUCUGAUUCCUAUGUUCUUUUUACUUCUCACUGCUUGUAGAACAUGAAGCAGAUAAAAGAAUGUUAUGGUGAACCCAUCAUAAGGUCUUCUUUCUGUACAUACACAAUUCCCAUCUUAAUUGUGUAUUUAGGUGUGAUGUAGAUAUAAUAAUUGAAUGAAGCAUUUCUGCAGUUAUAUUCUCUGACCGAAAGAGCAAUGGAGAAUACUCCAUAUGUGAUGCUUUCUGUGAUCAAGAUUCUCACUUUUUACAGGCAGGAAAUACCUGUUGUUGACAGUAGGAUAUGCUGGUUGCAUCCAGUACAAUAUCAUCUUUUAGUUUAUUCGCAAUUUACUUAGACAUUAUUUCAGGUAUUUGAAGGAGAAAUCUUAAAUUGUGGAUGUGCACGGUUGUCCUUCAAUUUCUUGUGGACUGCGUAUCUCAUGGCAGUUGGAAAUGCUGUAUCUGCAGGCGUUAUAGAAGAAAUAAAACAAAACCAAAAAUACUUGUUUGUAAUGACGUCCAUCAGAUCAAAUUAGAAGGAUAUGGUAUCCAAUAUGGCAAUCACUGGGGGCCAUCUCUCAAACUCUAUCUCUCUUUACCUUUUGCAAACUGUGUUUGAGUCUCUUGACUUUGAAUAUGUGUGAUAAGCAUUUUACUUGUAACACUGGUUUUAAUAUCCAGAAAAAAGAAUAGCCGUGCUCUUUUCACUCAGAUGGCUCUGAUGCUC
This is a messenger RNA of Sesamum indicum (sesame), 4577 nucleotides long. RefSeq lists its product as uncharacterized. The record is from RefSeq and is a predicted model, not a curated record. Gene Ontology annotation, molecular function: nucleosomal DNA binding; double-stranded DNA binding. Gene Ontology annotation, cellular component: nucleosome; nucleolus; nucleus. NCBI's taxonomy places the organism in Eukaryota, Viridiplantae, Streptophyta, Magnoliopsida, Lamiales, Pedaliaceae. Gene Ontology annotation, biological process: nucleosome assembly; negative regulation of DNA recombination; chromosome condensation.